Ananas comosus (pineapple) is the source of this 833-nucleotide messenger RNA. RefSeq names its product lachrymatory-factor synthase-like. The coding region runs from base 163 to 720 and encodes 185 amino acids. The transcript has a single exon. NCBI's taxonomy places the organism in Eukaryota, Viridiplantae, Streptophyta, Magnoliopsida, Poales, Bromeliaceae. The record is from RefSeq and is a predicted model, not a curated record.
CCCAAAAAAAAAUAAAAUAAAAAUAAUCUUCGCUUUCCAAUAGAUUCCCUCCCUCCUCCAGCCCUCCUUCCACUCUCUAGCCUCUAUUUUUUUUAAUAAAAAAAAAAAAAAAAGGAAGAAGAAAAACCUCAGCUUCGUUGUUGGCAAUUGGCAAUAGGUAGCAUGGCGGCGGCAUCGGCGCAGGAGCAGCAGGCAAGGGAUGCGGAGAGCUGCAGGGCGAGAUGGGCGGGGGCGGUGUCGGCGGCGCUGCCGGGCGUGCCGGCGGGGCGGGCGUGGGCGCUGCUCUCCGACUUCUUCGCCAUCCAGCGCUGGCUCCCCGGGGUGGCGUCCUGCGAGCGCGCCGGCGGCGGGAGCGUGCGCCGCGUCGCGGACGCCAGCGGCGAGCAGUGGGCGCUGGAGGAGCUCCUCGCGACGGACGCGGCCGCGCGGAGCGUGCGCUACGCGGUGCUCGACAGCAGCCUCGGGCUCCGGGGCUACACGGCGACUUUAAAAGUCGCGCCGGAGGAGGAGGAGGAAGGGCGGGGCGGGGGUUGCAGGAUCGAGUGGUCGUUCGAGUGCGAGCCCGGGGAGGGGUGGAGCCGGGAGGGGUUGGCCGCGUACCUCCACGCCGGGGCCAAGGCCAUGGCCGAGAGGGUGGCUGCGGCGGUGCGCGCCGACGACGCCGCCGCCGCCGCCGCCGCCGAGGAGGAGGAGAAAGCGGAGAAAGUGACUAGCAAGUAAGUAAGUCUGUUGGUUCAGAUCGAGUCUGCAAAACUUAUAGAUCCGAUUAUUUUUGCUUUGUACCUCCUCCUCCUCCUAAAUAAGUAACAAUUUAAUUAGAGUUUAAUUCUUGA